ACGUGUUCGAAGAUUUCGAAAAGUCGAGUGCGUUUAGAAGCGAUUAGCGUAACUGAUCGUAAAACGGCUUACUCUGAGCGUAGCCCCUAAGUCAGCGGCGGUUUCGCAGGGUUUCGUGUAGCCAAACAAUCUCUACCGGAGCUGCUUCCAGAAUUCAUUUUAUAAGAUCCGCGAUCUUUUGAUUGCAAAGCUCGGCAGAUCGUUAACUUUGAUAAAGGCGGCGAUUUCAUGCGAAGGUUACCGAUUAAAUUAAACACGAGCGAUGCACGAACGCGUGGAGACACAUCGAAGACACUUUAUCUGAUCGCAAUCGUCGGCUGCAGGAGUGGAUGCAGGAGCGUUGUGCAGCUACCUGCGAAGUUGGAACAAGUGUCGCCUACGUUAUUGUAUGGCAUUCCUUUCGUUCGGCAGACAAACGUCGGCCGGCGAAUAAUUAACGACUGACGAGUCUACGUUCAAAGUAAUAAAGGCUUUUCUAAUAAUUCCGCGAAGCGCAGUGGCGAACGCGCGGCACACCGUUCGGCGUGACAGUUUCCAGGAGCUGCGCAAAACGCACAAGGAAAAUCGUAUAGAGUCUAAAAACCACCUAAUUAAAAAUGCAAACGAGCAUAUUGUACGUAUUGUGCGCUGCCGUAAUCUCAGUCCAGGCGGCUCCAGAAUUGCAAUUUUUACAAAUCAUAUUCGCACAUAAACCGUACGCUCCGAUUUCGGCGGUGGUAGACAACGAGAACGUAAGUUUCCCAGCCAACUUAACGUACGAACACUUCGACUUUGCUCCGUUCAACAUGCCCAACGAAGGCAAACUCAACAUGUAUAAUCUAGGAGUGCAUUUACGCGACGUGUACGAUGGAUUUCUGGGUGAGAACUUCACGAGUAGAGUAAUGAAAGUGCGAACUGCGGAAUAUCCGUUGUCAAUAAUGUCUGCGCAAUUGGUGAACGCAGGCCUCUGGCCACCAUCCGAAAGAGAUAGAUGGAACGAUGAUUUAAACUGGCAACCAAUCCCCUCAGAUUACGUAACCGCCGAAGAAGACACUUUGCUGUUGGGGCAGCGUUGUCCAAGCUUCAGGGCUGACAUGAAAGAAGUGUUAACAUCGGAUGGAAUGAAACCAGUAAUGCUGCAUCAUUCACCGCUAUUUAAUUUCGUGUCGAAUCAUUCUGGAAUUGAGAUAGAUAAUCCAUCGGAAAUAACUCUUUUAUACGCAGUUCUCGAAACAAAAGCUAGUCUCAACGAAUCUCUCCCGUACUGGGCCGAGGAUAUUUUCCCCGAUGGCGGAAUGUACAACGUAACUUUGCUGCAAUACGAUCUUCUCUCGCAAACUCCGCUUCAAAGGCAACUGAACGGAGGGACGUUGAUAAAAGAGAUGUUGACGAACACGAUAGAACACAUCGAUGGCAGAAUAUCCGAGGAACGAAAGCUUAUGAUGUACAGCGGCAACGACAGGAACAUAGCCGGCCUCUUGAAGAGUCUCGAUUUAUGGUCGCCUCAUAUUCCCAACGAGGCUGCUGCUGUGAUCUUCGAAACUUAUUUCGACAAUGAGACUGAACACUAUGGGAUAAAGAUUAAUUACUAUACAGGAGUGGAAGGUGACACUAUUCCUCUGACGGUACCAAAUUGCACCGAAAUUUGUCCUUUGGAUACGUUCUUAGAUAUGUUUUUCGACUUGAUCCCAGCAAACGCAGUGUCGUUGUGUCACCGAAAGAAAAUUCAAACCGUUAAUCUGGAAAUCGAAUGGAAAACGGAUAUUUACAAUCGAUCUGAAUCUCAUAAACCGCAUAACGUGAUAUUUAUAUUCUUGUUUGUACUUGUUCUCUUUACAUACUAGUUGAUCUGUAUAUUUCGCGUAAGCAAGGUACACGUUACAUAUAAUUUCACUGUGACAACAUGUAAUAAUAGAAACAAAUUAACAAUGUUUACGUGUUUAAGUACUUUCGCUAUAAGUUGGGAAGCUUAUAACGAAUAAAGACUGCAGGACUCGAAACGAAAUGUUUGUUUAAAAAAUAUAUCGUUAGAGUGACGUGUUACAUUCAAUUAUUAACGCUAGAUUCACAUUUAUUGUUCCCAGAAAGAUUGAUGUUCGUUUAGAUUUAGAAGAUCAAAUGUUAAAAUGUAUUAUUCGGAACCAUAAUCACAAACAUUUAUCAAAUAAUGUUUAUAAAAUUCAAUAUGAGUCAAAGUGACUCAUCUAAAUCUAGUGUUAAACGUUCAAACGUUGCUUAUCAGCGCAUUAAUAUAUUUAACAAUCGACGCGACAUUUUCGUGAAUGGAACGAAGGUUUCCAUUGCAAUUGUACUGAAGUCGUUAAGUAUCAUUUGCCACCGACGUUCUCGUGCUUGAAUGCUCUCCUGCAGUAUAACGCCCUCAAAUUUCAAUUGUUUCUUCCAUAAUUCAACGACGGAUAGCGUUGUUUCUUCUUCGAACUGAUUGUCAGGUUUAUUAGUGAACACCAGCAGAUAUUUUCCCAAGCAGAUGCUUAACGAAUAAAAUAUAAUGUGCAAUUGAUUCGCUGUACCGUGGACAUUCGCUUUUCUGCUAUUUGUUAAUGAGAUCAAGAUACUUUCGUAACAUUUCAGUUUCGCUGUUAGAUAAUUGAUUAUUUCGAUGCAAACUCCCAUAGAAGCGCACAGCUCUAAGAUAAUGGAUAUCCGGUGAGUUAAUAUUGUAACCUGAAACAGAUCAAUGUUUCGCUGCAAUGUUUUUGACGUGGCAGAGUAAGAAACGUUUUAUAAUUCAAUAUAAAAUGAAAUGGAAUAAAUGUAAAGUAAAUAUGUACACUUUAUUAUUUUUAGUUCAGUUCAAUCAAAAUUAAUGUUACUCUGUUGCACAAGGCAUCAAUGUUUUAUCUUCUAAGUAAAUGUUUAUUUAACAAUGAACAGGAGAUUUUCUUUUCUUCUCCGAAAUGAUUAGUAAUUAAAUAACUCUGAUAGAUAGAAUCACAAAAAUAAUCGUAUAACAAAGGGUUAAAGGAGAUGUUCAGAAAAAUGGUAAUUAUUUCCGAUACUUCUAAGAAU
Molecule: messenger RNA, 3009 nt
Organism: Nomia melanderi (Alkali bee)
Lineage: Eukaryota; Metazoa; Arthropoda; Insecta; Hymenoptera; Halictidae
Product: venom acid phosphatase Acph-1
Biological process (GO): dephosphorylation
Molecular function (GO): phosphatase activity
Source: RefSeq, a predicted model, not a curated record